This is a messenger RNA of Camellia sinensis, 1179 nucleotides long. The record is from RefSeq and is a predicted model, not a curated record. NCBI's taxonomy places the organism in Eukaryota, Viridiplantae, Streptophyta, Magnoliopsida, Ericales, Theaceae.
AUGAAUUUAGUUCAAAUUUCUAAAGUACGACUCCAAAAGAUGAUGGAGAGUGGGUGGACAUCUUUACUUGAUGAUAUUUUAUCUUUUUGUGAAAAACAUGAAAUUGAUGUUCCCCAAAUUGAAGAUAUGUUUGUAGCUCGAGAGAGAAAAAUGUGUAAUGUUCAAGAAAUUACAAACUUACAUUACUAUCGCGCUGAGUUAUUCUACACUGUUUUGGAUAUGCAAAUUCAAGAACUAAAUGCUCGUUUCACUGAGUCGAACACUGAGUUGUUACUUUGUGUGGCAUUUUUGAAUCCAUCUAACUCUUUCUCUGGUUUUGACAGGAAAAAGUUAAUUCAUCUUGUUGAAUUUUAUCCCAAAGAAUUUUCUUCAAUGGUGCUCAUGGGACUUAAUGACCAACUUGAUACAUAUAUUAUCGACAUGCUAUCCGGUAGUAAGUUCUCAAUGUUGAAUGAAAUUGCCGAUCUUGCUAAGAAAAUGGUAGAGAUUGGAAGAGGCAAACCUGGUUCGGAUUCCAUUGGAAUCGUUGCUAUUUCUCAUUGUUGCACUGGUGUGGCAGCACGUGCUUGCGGCCUGGUGGGUUUAGAGCCUACAAGGAAUGUGCCCCCUGCAAUACUACUUAGAUUCUUGCGGGAGCACAGGUCAGAAUGGGCAGACAAUAGUAUCGAUGCUUACUCAGCUGCAGCUGUUAAAGUUGGUCCCUGUAGCUUACCAGGGUCUAGAGUUGGAAGCUUUUCAGGUCAAGUUAUUCUGCCACUGGCUCAUACUAUUGAGCAUGAAGAGUUAUUGGAGGUCAUUAAGCUGGAAGGUGUUGGACAUUGUCCUGAAGAUGCAAUAAUGCCUAGAGACAUGUUUCUCUUGCAACUAUGGAGCGGAAUGGAUGAGAAUGUUGUUGGCACCUGUGCUGAACUUAUAUUUGCUCCUAUCGAUGCCUCUUUUGCUGAUGAUGCACCUCUUUUGCCUUCUGGUUUUCGCAUCAUUCCUCUUGAUUCUGGCAAGGAAGCUUCCAGUCCAAAUCGUACCCUUGACCUUGCUUCUGCUCUCGAGAUUGGACCGGCUGGAAAUAAAGCAUCUAAUGAUUAUACUUCUAAUGGUGGCAGUACAAGAUCUGUGAUGACAAUAGCAUUUGAAUUUGCAUUUGCAUUUGAAGGUACAGUGGAGCAUGACUUUGAUGUUUGA